CUACGCUGCUGGACUCGGUCUGCGCCAGAGUCUGUGCAGCGCAGCGUUCAGCAUGUCGGAAAACCAGCGAACCCUCGUAUAUUUGAUCACCGGAGGCUGCGGUUUCCUCGGCAGGCACCUGCUGAAGGUCUUGCUGGAGAAGGAGGACAGACUGGCGGAGGUCCGGGUGUUUGACAAGCACACAGAGUCGGAUUUAAGUGGAUUCAGCACAGAGUGGACAAAGGUGGUAGUCAUUCAAGGAGACAUCACAGACUACAGCAGCGUGUUGGAGGCCUCCCGUGGGGCUGACGUUGUCAUCCACACGGCCAGCUUGGUGGAUGUUUGGCACAGAAUCCCAGAGACGCUCAUCCAUUCUGUCAACGUCACAGGAACUGAGAAUGUGAUCAAUGCCUGUGUGGAGUGCGGCAUCGAGUGCCUGGUUUACACCAGCAGCAUGGAAGUCAUUGGUCCCAACAUUGAUGGACACCCCUUUAAGAGGGGCAAUGAAGACACACCUUACUGUGUGAAACACACUAUGGCCUAUCCAAAGAGCAAGACAAAGGCAGAGAAAUCUGUGCUUGAAGCAAAUGGAACCAAGGUAAAGGGUGGAAAGACUUUGUUCACGUGCUCACUGAGGCCGACGGGGAUCUACGGCGAAGGGCACCAGCUGAUUAAAGACUUCUACGAAAUGGCCGUUCAAAGAGGAGGCUUGAUUAUCGGGGGCAUCCCAGAUCACAUUGAACACGGGCGAGUUUAUGCAGGCAACGUGGCCUGGAUGCAUGUACUGGCAGCCCAAGCCUUGAGAGAACGACCGCAGACAGUCGGAGGAGAAGCUUUCUUCUGCUACGAUGACUCACCGUACAAAAGCUACGAGGAUUUCAACAUGACACUGCUAUCCAGAUUUAACUUCCGAAAGGUCCGCAUGCCUGCAGUAGUGCUUUGGUUCCUGGCUAUGGUUAAUGACUUGCUCCGCUGGAUAAUGAGCCCUGUAUAUAACUACACACCGCUGCUGAACCGUUACACCCUGGCUGUGGCUAGUACCACCUUCACAGUAAGCACUGACAAAGCCCAGCGUUACUUCCAGUACCGGCCCCUGUAUAACUGGGCUCAGUGUCUAGCACGUACACAGAAGUGGAUCGACUCAUUCCCUGUAAAUGACCCCAAGGACUCUUAAUGUGACUUAAACCUCUGCAAUAUAUACCAGAGGCUGCUGUGUAAGUUGAUGGUGGCCAAUAUUAUGAAGCAAUAUACAAGCCAGCUGUAUGUACUGUGUAACUGAGUAAGUUACAGAGUGGCAAUACCACGAUGCUUUGAGAUGGUGCAGUUGUUUUUAAAGCUAUGACACUUCACACUCUGUGUGAGCUAAAGCCACUCAGUGCCAUCAGAAAUGCUUGUUACUACUACAUUUGUUAUGUACAAUACGCUUUGUAAUUAUAUAAUUUAAUAAUAAGUCUUUAUAAUUUAGUUUUAAGAAGUCUUUGUUAAGAUGAAGCACAUGUAUAUUUUUACACCAGAAACAUCAGCACAAAAAUGAAGACAAAUGUAAACCCCACUUAGAGGCAUUACAUGUAAUAUUUUGUUUGUUAGACUUUUGUAAUAAAUAUUGUUUAAUAUAUUCUA
Mugil cephalus (flathead mullet) is the source of this 1599-nucleotide messenger RNA. It is a transcript of the gene hsd3b7, whose product is annotated as hydroxy-delta-5-steroid dehydrogenase, 3 beta- and steroid delta-isomerase. Bases 53 to 1153 code for a protein of 366 amino acids. Gene Ontology annotation, molecular function: 3-beta-hydroxy-Delta5-steroid dehydrogenase (NAD+) activity. The record is from RefSeq and is a predicted model, not a curated record. Gene Ontology annotation, biological process: steroid biosynthetic process. NCBI's taxonomy places the organism in Eukaryota, Metazoa, Chordata, Actinopteri, Mugiliformes, Mugilidae. The transcript has 6 exons.